This is a messenger RNA of Acanthosepion pharaonis, 723 nucleotides long. The record is from the annotation of a GenBank genome assembly. Lineage: Eukaryota; Metazoa; Mollusca; Cephalopoda; Sepiida; Sepiidae.
AUGACGAUUGUUCUUGAUCGUGGGGUUAUCUCUAAUAAUGACAUUGCUGGGAACGCCGCCAUAGAUGCAUUUCAAUACAUAUAUGCAUGUCUGUCUGCAUUAUUAUCCCCCUCCCUAGACAUCCAUAUCUGUGCAUUUGUAUUCUCAGCUUUUCUUUCUUUCUUUUACAACAGCUGCGUCAUAGUUCAUAUCAGUCAUAGUUCACAAGUGAGCAUUGAUUUUUUUUCUUUUCUUUUUCCUUUUUCUUUCCUUCUUUCUUCUUUUCUUUUUCUUCCUUUUUCAUCCUUUUAUUUUUCUCUUCUUUUUCAUAUUUUCCUUUUUGUAUUCAUUUCAUUUUCCUUCAUUCUUCAUUUUGGUUACCAUUUUUUUUCUUUUAUUUUUCUUUUUUCUUUUUCAUAUUUUCCUUUUUGUAUUCAUUUCUUUUUCUUUCAUUCUUCAUUUUGGUUAACAUUUUUUUAUUUUAUUUUCCUUUUUCUUUUUUCUUUUUCAUAUUUUCUUUUUGUAUUCAUUUCUUUUUCUUCAUUCUUUCAUUUUUUCUUUCUUUCUUUUUUUCUUUCAUUUUUUUUUUUUCUCAAAGAACAAACUAAAUCAAAUAUGUCUUCAAAAGAAAAAACAAUAAUAUUUAACCUUCAACUUUCUUUACCAUACUCAAUUAUCGGUGAUUCAGUUCAUUUUGUUCCAAUAAAAUUUCUUUUCAGCAGCAAUAUUUACAAAAGGAAAUAG